AGACAUCAUCCAACGAUGACAACAUCUGGACAAUUGGUUGCUGGUACUGCCGUUGCACUCUGCGGAGUUGCUAUUGUUCCAGCUAUUUUUGCCGCACUGUUUGUCCUUCACGACAUUAAUUCCUUCCAAUCAGGAGUAUAUGAGGAUCUUGCUGAAUUCAAAACUCUUGCUGAAGAUGCUUGGACUACAAUGGUUCCACGUGAAGAUGCUGUUCAACCAUUCGAGACCUUCCUUAAAAGAUUCAGAAGAGGAUAUGGAGAUGCUGGAGUUGCUGGAUCUGCAUCCGGUUCUUCUGGUUGCAAUUGUGGACCACAACCAAAGGAUUGUCCAGCUGGACCACCAGGACCACCAGGAAAUCCUGGAACCCCAGGAGAUGAUGGACCAGCUGGAAGAGCUGGAAAUCCAGGAAGUGACUCAACUGAAGGGGAUCGUAUGGCUGACUUCAAUAAGGAUGUGAAGUGCCCAGCUGGACCACCAGGACCACCAGGACCAAAUGGAUUCCCAGGACAUCCAGGACCAGAUGGAGAUUUUGGAGUUGAUGGAACAAAUGGAAAAGAUGGAGAACCAGGACCAGAUGGACCAGAAGGAGAUGAAGGAACUCCAGGACUUCCAGGACCACCAGGAGAGGACGGACCAGUUGGACAGAACGGAACUCGUGGACAAGGACAACCAGGACCAGUUGGUGCACCAGGAGCUCCAGGAGGACCAGGAAGAGAUGGAGAACCAGGAGAGAAUGGACAAGAUGGACAACAAGGACCAGAAGGGCCAGCUGGAGCUGAUGGACAACCAGGACAUCCAGGACCAGACGGACCAUCAGGGGAUGUUGGAGAGGUUGGAGCUCCAGGAGCUGAUGCUGCCUAUUGUCCAUGUCCACCAAGAUCCGCUGAGAUGGCUGCAACUGGAUCAUCCGACUCCCAACCAGCGUCUUAUGAAGCUCCAGCUCCAGCAGCAACAAAGGGAUAUGAUUCUCCAGCUCCAGCAGCACCAAAGGGAUAUGAUGCUCCAGCUCCAACUGCUCCACAUCCACCACCACCAGCUCCAGUUGCUCCACCAAAGCUUCACGAUUAUGAAUCGCCAGCUCCAGUUGCUGAUGCUCAUGAUGCUGCUCCAGCUGCCCAGCCAUAUAAGAGAAGAAAGGUGGCCAGAGCUCAUAUGGUUUAAUUUAUGGAAUUUUUAUAAAUGUCAAGAAUUUAUUUUUACAUUAAUAAAUUAUUUAUUGCA
Messenger RNA from Caenorhabditis elegans, 1221 nucleotides. RefSeq names its product Nematode cuticle collagen N-terminal domain-containing protein (gene col-63). Gene Ontology annotation, molecular function: structural constituent of cuticle. The record is from RefSeq and is marked reviewed. The transcript is spliced from 2 exons. The coding region runs from base 16 to 1161 and encodes 381 amino acids. Lineage: Eukaryota; Metazoa; Nematoda; Chromadorea; Rhabditida; Rhabditidae.